Trypanosoma theileri is the source of this 429-nucleotide messenger RNA. RefSeq lists its product as uncharacterized. The transcript has a single exon. Lineage: Eukaryota; Euglenozoa; Kinetoplastea; Trypanosomatida; Trypanosomatidae. The annotation marks the transcript as partial. The record is from RefSeq and is a predicted model, not a curated record.
AUGAUGGUACGACGAGUGUUUUACUUUCUUGUUUUUCUUCUGAACAUUAUCUGUUUGCGUGGGGCGACUGGUGUUCCUGGUAUAUCUCCCCCAGCACCAGCAGUAGAAGCUGAAGCACUCUCACCCCCUCAAGCUGAUGAUUCUCUUGAUCAACGCCUUACUACGGGUCUAUCUACGAAACAGGACGAUUCCCCUGAAGGUACCAAGCAAUGUCCAAAUAAAGAGAAGGAUUGUGAAAGUAGUGAGAAACUCGCUAAUGAAAACACAUUGCAGGAACAAAAGCCAUUAUUAUCAGGUUUGCCUCCGCAAGAAAAAGGCCAUGGUGACACUGGUGAUGUGUUGAGGGAAGAUGAGGGUGGUUCAAGAACACAUAGGGAGCAACAAGUUCAGAGUUUAGAAUCAGGUAAGAUUCUUGAAAAUAGUAAUCCU